AUGUCUCAAGAAUUGUCGCACGGAAUGUCGCACGUACCGUCGCAUGCACUGUCGUACUCACUGUCGCAAUUCAACGUUCGUCGCUCGUCGCACUACCCAUUCCUAGUAAAUUCCUCGUUAUGGACUGGCUCGCUACACGCACACGCUGCCUUCAACGCCGAAGCUCACUCUUCGAGGCAGCUCCAGGGGAAGCGGCGAGGGGGAGCGGCGGGGGGAGCGGCGUGGGGAGCGGUGGGGGGAGCGGUGGGGGGAACGGUGGGGGGAACGGUGGGGGGAGCGGUGGUGGAAACGGUGGGGGGAACGGUGGGGGGAGCGGUGGGGGAAGCGGUGGGGGGAACGGUGGGGGGAGCGGUGGGGGGAACGGUGGGGGGAGCGGUGGGGGAAACGGUGGGGGGAACGGUGGGGGGAACGGUGGGGAUAGCAGCGCCGGAUCUCAGCGGAGUGGUGUGGGUUAAGACGCACACGCUCAUACCAAGCACGCACAACCGCCCAGACACAUUAUGGAUCGGCGCGCACUUCAGAGGGGGAGCGGCGAGGGGGAGCGGUGGGGGGAGCGGCGGAGGGAGCGGUGGGGGUAGCAGCGCCGGAUUUCUGCGAAACGGUGGGGGUUAA
This is a messenger RNA of Closterium sp. Naga37s-1, 612 nucleotides long. Lineage: Eukaryota; Viridiplantae; Streptophyta; Zygnematophyceae; Desmidiales; Closteriaceae. The record is from the annotation of a GenBank genome assembly.